Molecule: messenger RNA, 4453 nt
Organism: Eucalyptus grandis
Lineage: Eukaryota; Viridiplantae; Streptophyta; Magnoliopsida; Myrtales; Myrtaceae
Product: disease resistance protein RPV1-like
Exons: 5
Coding region: 382-4053 (1223 amino acids)
Biological process (GO): defense response; signal transduction
Molecular function (GO): ADP binding
Source: RefSeq, a predicted model, not a curated record
CCUUUCUUCACGCCUCUCCUCUACUCUCCCUUCCUUCCGUAAAUUCAAACGGCGCUCGCUCGCUCUCUCCGGCGCUCGGGCGAGAGGGGGUGAUACAGGACGGAUGCUGCUCUCCAAUCGAGCAAAACAUGACUACUGGACAAAAUUUUCUUUAUAAUGCUUUUUCUCUGUCGGGCGGCAUAUUCAUCGCAUGAAAGUCCUUCCGUCAACGCGGCUAAUAACCUGGAAUCGCUUCUGCAGAGCAGGCCACACCUCGUCGGUCAGUGAGCGAGAGGGAGGUGAUGGCCCCCAACUCGUUUGUGCCUUGUUGCCUGCGUUUUACAGGCAGUAGGAGAAGGCCGGGGUUUUCUUCACGGCCUCUUCAGUAGGCGAUUGAGGCGGAUGGCGAUGGAGGCGGAGGCGAUGACGGUGGAGGCGGCAGUGACAGGGCCAGAGGUGGCAACGUCGUCACCGCUACUAUCAUCCACCUCUACCUUAUCAAGAACCAAUUACGAAGUGUUCUUGAGUUUUAGAGGUCCUGAUACUCGCCAGGGAUUUGCAGAUUGCCUCUUCCGUAACCUGAUUCAUGCAAGGAUCAUGGUCUUUAAAGACGAUGAAGAACUUGAUCCCGGAGAAAAUGUCCCUGAUGCAUUGGUUCAAUCCAUUAAGCAAUCCAAGAUAUCAAUACCUAUUCUCUCUCAGGAUUAUGCAAAUAGUAAGAGUUGUCUGAUGGAAUUGGCCCAAAUGGUGGAAUGCCAAGAAGAAGGCGGUCAACUGAUCGUGCCCAUUUUCUAUGAUGUUAAGCCCGCUGAUUUAAAAUACCGACGUGGACGAGUUGGGGAGGCCUUCUUUAAGCACGAGAAACGUGGAGUUGACUGCAAGGUCAUUGAUAUAUGGAAGCAGGCUCUUGAAAAGAUUGCUGACAUGGAGGGGUAUGAUUUGCAGAAUACAGACACAGGUUAUGGUGCACUCACAGACAAAGUUGUUUCAGAUAUUCUAGAGUUGUUGAAAAAGAAUGAUUUAGUAGUGAAGAACGGUUUAGUGGGCAUGGAACCCCACGUACGGGAGGUUAUGAAAAAGCUUGGUGUCAUCUAUGUCAAUGAGCAAGUAAUCGGAGUACAUGAUCAAAAAGAUGUACGUGUGCUUGGGAUAGGGGGCAUGCCGGGGAUUGGCAAGACUACCCUUGCAAAGGUUGUGUACAACAAAAUCCAUCAUCUCUUUCAACGUUGUAGUUCUCUUUCCAAUGUUCGAGAAAAUGGCACGUCUGAUAAUCUCACCAUGGGCCUGCAAAAACAGUUAAUCUCACACCUCCGAAGGAAGGAGUACACAAAUCUAAGAACUCUUGACCGAAUGACUAAUUUCAUAAAAAGUGCAUUUAGCGAAAUGAAAGUUCUCAUUCUCCUUGAUGAUGUGCAUCAUUUUGAUCAAAUCAGGCAUUUAGUUGGGGAUCUAAGUUGGUUUGGCCCUGGAAGUAGGAUUCUCAUGACAAUUGGGAAUAUUGAUGUUCUUGAUGGUUAUGGAGAUGGAGUGGCUGAUAAGUAUGAAGUUGGACAAAUGGAUACUCCUCAAGCUCUUGAACUUUUCCGCAUGCGUGCUUUUAGUGGGUAUACUCGCGAAGAGGAGGAUGAGUAUGAUGAUCUGGCCAGACGCAUUGUUAAAACUAUUGGAGGGAUUCCUUUGGCAAUUGAAGUAACGGCUUCAUACUUGCAUAGCAAAAGGGGGAAUAUACAAAUAUGGGAAGCUAUAUUGCAGAGAUUACAUACAAGGUCAGCAGAUGAAGUCCAUGAAGUGAUCAAAGUAAACUAUGACUCUCUAAAGGGAGACACGAGAAAGAUAUUUCUCGAUAUCGCAUGUUUUUUCAUCGGAAUGGAUGCGAGAAUUCCCUCAUACAUGUGGGAUGCAUGUGACUAUUAUUCUCCAAUUGGAAUCGAGUUACUCCGUAACAUGAGUUUCGUCAAAAUAGGAGAAAAUAACGAAUUAUGGAUGCAUAAUGAACUAAGAAAAUUUGGCAGGGAAAUUGUUAGGAGGGAAAAUGAAAAUGAGCCUCGAAAGCGCAGUAGGUUAUGGAAUCACAUUGAUGCACUUUCCACGCUUAAGGGAGCGCAGAGUGCUAGAAAGGUGGAAGCCCUUGGUCUCACGUUUGAUGAGGGACAAAGUGAAUGUUUUAGACGUGAAGGAUUUAGCCAUCUACAGAGCUUGAGGUUUUUGAGAUUGGACAAGGCUACUGUUGGAGGAAUUCUUCAGGAUGUUCUUCCAAAUUCAUGGUGGCCUGGCUAUAUACCACACUGGUUGAGAUUGGACCAGGCUACCGUUGGAGGGAGUUCUCAUAAUGUUCUUCCAAAUUCAUGGUGGCUUGGCUAUAUACGACACUUGUUGAGAUUGGACCAGGCUACCGUUGGAGGGAGUUCUCAGGAUGUUCUUCCAAAUUUAAGGUGGCUUGGUUGGCAAGGUUGCAGCGACAUCUCUGAACUGCUGAUUUUCCAUUUGGAGAAACUGGUCAUUCUUGAUCUAUCUCGCAGUUUGGUCACUGGAGAUCCAGAAGUAUGGGAACAAAUCCUGAAGACGGCAAAGGAACUGAAAGUUUUGAACCUAAGUGGCUGUUGUAACCUGAAUGGUUUUUUACGCUUCCCUGCUUCUGUGGAUUUACAGAGCUUGGACUUACAGAGAUUAGUCUUGGAACAUUGUUCCGUACUAUCCCAAAUUGGUCCAUUUAUAGGUAAUCUAAAGAACUUAGUCUCCUUAAAUCUUAAGUUCUGCAAAUCCAUUAGCGACUUGCCGCAAGAACUAUGUCAUAUGAUAGAUUUGGAAGAACUUCUGAUUGAUGGAACUUCCAUUAGGGAGAUUGAUUUCAAACCAGCCUCCAUGAAGAAACUCAAGAUUCUGAGCGCUUGCCAAUGUGAAAGAUUGACUCAUAUAUCAGACUCUAUUGGUGACUUGGUAUCUCUUGUGCAUCUUCGACUGGAAGGUGCCGCUAUUGAAUGGCUACCAAAUUCUAUUGAGUCCUUAAAGAAACUUCAGAGCCUGCUUCUAGGAAAUUGUCAGAAUUUACUUGAGCUUCCUCUUUCCAUUGGGAAUCUCGAGUCACUUGAAGUCAUGGAUCUAUCGAGCACCAAGAUUGUUAGUUUACCUAGGUCUGUCGAGCAUUUGAAAAAUUUGAAAGUGCUGAAGAUGGAGAAGACUCACUUACAAGAAUUCCCCAAUGAUAUAAUAGAUCUAGAAAAGCUGGAAGAGAUAGAUCUUUCAGAAUGCCGGACUCUGAAGGGGUUGAUUUGCUGUGAUAUGACAGGAUUAUCCUCUUUGAAAAUCUUGAGAUUAUCAUCUACCGGGAUUUCUGGCCUACCCUUGACCCUUCGAUUGCUCUCUGAUCUCCAACAACUAGAUUUAAGGGGAUGUGACGAACUUCGGUAUGUGCAAGAACUUCCAUCUAGUUUGCAAGGACUUCCAUCUAGUUUAAGUAUUCUUCGCUGGGGAUCCAAAAUCAUGCGGACUGUGCCAGACCUUUCUUUCUUGAGAAACUUGAAAGAGCUGUACUUGGGUGAUAACUUUAGUCCUACUGAUCCAAUUCAGAAUUCUUCCCCUGAACCACAAAUUGGAUGGUUAGCAAGACUAGCAAGUCUAGAAAUCUUGGAGUUGUGCCACUCAAAGAUUACCAAGCUCCCUGAAUGUUUUAGUAAACUUCGACUAAGAAAACUUGUUUUGCACUACGCAUUUUUGCGUGACCUUGGGGAGCUACCCUCUAGCUUAUCGAUGUUGUGCCUUCACUGCUGCAUGAUUCAAUAUUCACUAUUUUCUACGGUGAGAGGUCUGUCUGAAUUAGAACUCAAACGCUGUCACUUGGCAGAGACUGUAAGUCUUAAAGAUUUGAGGGGAUUGCAACUUCUGAGAAUAUUUGACUGCAAUGUGCGAAAACUUGAUGGGCUGGAAAAUUUGCCUCAUUUUAGAAGGCUCACUUUAAUGGAAUGCCCUUCAUUGACCGGAUUACCAGAUCAAACAAAUCGUAAAUUCGAAAUCGAUGGGUACAAUUUCCCAGAAAAACAUCUAGUCGGCAGUUAUGAUGCUCGCACUAAUGGUUAGAAUAUUGUGGAAAUGCUUCAAGAUUGAUUCCGACUGAAGAUCUUGCUGCACAACGGAUAUUCGGUCUAUAUUCAAUAAGAAGUUGGAGGCUCUUCUGAAAAGUAAAUGUUGCUACUUUUUGCUUUCCUCGACUUGAACAUCUGUACAACUCCAUGAUGCACACCAGUCGGUCCUUUUUCUCUUUUGGCCCUACGGUCAAAUUUCUGAGAAGUGUCCUCUCCACCUCGUUGUGGGCUUGGAGCUUCUCUGUUGGUAGGCCUGACCUUUUGGGGGGGGGGGCUUGGACAGGCAAGUUUGUGCUUUGAAAUCUUUUGCCAGCUUUCGAUUUUAAAUUCUCAAUUCUUUCAUUUAUUUUCUCUUCUUUUAGUGAAAAUGCAAAAAUGGUAACUGGAGCACAGAA